Messenger RNA from Schistocerca nitens (vagrant locust), 1459 nucleotides. RefSeq lists its product as uncharacterized. The record is from RefSeq and is a predicted model, not a curated record. Bases 143 to 1378 code for a protein of 411 amino acids. Lineage: Eukaryota; Metazoa; Arthropoda; Insecta; Orthoptera; Acrididae. The transcript has 3 exons.
AUCUCACGUGGACGUCGCAUCGUGAAGAUAACGCGUACUAUUUGCACUCACGGUAGUGCGUUAUAAGUGACAGUGAAAGCACAACUCAUCUAAACUGGAGGUCCUCUUACCUGUGCCGUAGAAAAGAAACCGCGGCUGUGUAAUGGAGCCGAGCACGGAAGAGAGAAAUGAAAUGCCGUCAUGGAUGGACAACAAAUUCAUCGAAGAGGCUUUCCUCAAAGCGGGCAACGAAGUGGACCCGGAUACUGCACGUAUCGAGUACGCGUGCAAGUACGGAGGCGGCUUAAUGAGCGAGACUUUCCGUCUGCGGGCGAAGCUUCGAGGGCGGAGUGCAGGAGAACCGUCGCUGGUGGUGAAGAGCGCGCUGCGGUCGGAGGGCGCGAUGAAGGACCUGGCCAGCUCGGACGUGUUCUCGCGGGAGCGCGCCGUCUACUGCGACGUGCUGCCCGCGCUGGCGGCCGAGGGCGGGGGCGGCGCGUGGCAGGCGGUGGCGCCCGCUUGCUACGGCAGCGGCGCGCCGCCCGGACCCGACUACCUGCUGCUGGAGGACCUGUCAGCGGCCGGCUUCUGGGAGCCGCAGGCGGCGCCACUGGACCUCGCGCAGUGCUCCGCCGCGCUGACCGCGACCGCCCGCCUGCACGCCGCCAGCGUGCCGCAGCUGCCGCGACCCCCGCUCGACGGCCCGCUCUUCCGACAGUCGCUCACCUUCGCCGACGAGAACGCCGCCGCCGUCGGCGGCCUGGUGCGGUCGUCCCUGAUGCGCAUGGGGGAGGUGCUCGCGGAAUACCCGUGGUUUCACCCGUACGAGCAACGCUUCCAGAAGCUAGCGCGCGAGCUGUACCCGCGAGCGGCGCGGGCAGUCAAGGAAUGCUCCGGUGGUCUGCGCGUCCUGCUGCACGGUAACCUCAAGAGGAACAACAUCAUGUUCCGCACCGCUGCGGGAGAGCUGCAAGUCCGUCUAUACGAUUUCCAGUGCGCACACGUGGGGUGCCCCGCCGAGGACGUGGUGUACCUGCUGUACAGCAGCGCCAGCCUGGAGGUUCUGCGGCACCACGUGGACGAGCUGGUGGCCGGCUACCACGCCAGUCUGCAGGCAGCGCUGCGGGCCCAGGGGCUGCACCACGCGGCCGACGACUACCCCCUGCACCAGCUCACCGGCGAUAUGGAACACAUGGCCCCGGUGAAGCUGUUCUGCACCUUCCAGAGCAUGCCCUUGCUCAUCAGCCAGCACUGCAUAGACUUCGACCCCAACGUUGCGCUCGCAGAUAACGACGAUGGAAACGUGAAGAGAUUUAUUCGCCAGUGUAUCACUAAUCCGACCUUCUUAAGCACUGUGCAGUACCUGAUACCUGUUUUUGAGGAAAGAGGUUGGAUAUAGACUGCUUUGUAUUGGCCAUUGCUUGCUGCUGGUGCGAGUGGUAAAUAAACGCUAAGGAAAAAAAAUGAAAAAAAAAAGAUU